This is a messenger RNA of Huiozyma naganishii CBS 8797, 2259 nucleotides long. It is a transcript of the gene AKR1, whose product is annotated as palmitoyltransferase AKR1. Lineage: Eukaryota; Fungi; Ascomycota; Saccharomycetes; Saccharomycetales; Saccharomycetaceae. The record is from RefSeq and is a predicted model, not a curated record. Gene Ontology annotation, cellular component: Golgi membrane. Bases 1 to 2259 code for a protein of 752 amino acids. Gene Ontology annotation, molecular function: protein binding; palmitoyltransferase activity. Gene Ontology annotation, biological process: protein palmitoylation. The transcript has a single exon.
AUGGUCGAGGGCCAAGUUGUCGAGGAGCGGGAGGAAUUGUUGAAUGACGUUUCAGACCAGGGGUCUGUAUCUAGGGAGCAAAGUGCUGCGUCGUCAUUACAACUCUUAAUCUCUGACCACGAAGAUGGGAAGACCGAUGCUCCAGAGGAACCUGAGAUCGUGGAUCCCGUGCUGUCGAAGUACCACACUGCAUGCCAGGCUGGUGACCUCGCUACUGUGAAGCAGAUGAUAGAAUCCCAUGUUGUCGAUAUUGGAAGCGAUUUCAUGUCGGAGGAGAAAGUUACGGGGCUUCACUGGGCCGCGAUCAAUAACAGGUUGAAGUUGGUGGAAUACCUCAUCAGCCAGGGCGCGGACAGCAACGCAAGGGCAAGUCAUUUGGGGGCAACACCGUUACAUUGGGCGGCCAGGUACGGGUACGUUUACGUAGUUGACUACUUGUUGAACCACGGCGAUGCAGACCCUGCGCUCUGUGAUGAACAAGGUUUCAACCUGCUACACCUUGCCGUCAACAGUUCCAACAUCAUGCUCGUCUGUUACGUCCUUUUCUUUGUUGUGCAACCGGGCCGAUUAGAUAUCGACUGUGCGGACCCCCAUGGUAGAACGUCGCUCUUGUGGGCCGCAUACCAAGGGGAUGCCCUAACAGUGACCAUGCUGCUAAAAUUCGGUGCUAGUACCAAGAUUACGGACGAUAAUGGGUUCACUCCAUUACACUGGGGGGUUGUCAAGGGCCAACCUCAGGUAAUGAAAUACCUAAUUAAGGACGGUAGUGCAGAUUUCUUCUCCAAGACAAACGAUGGCAAGGACUGCUUCAUUGUUGCUAAAGAGAUGAAGACCACAUACGCCUUCAAGGAGUCGCUACAGUACGCGGGGUUUUCCCCGGAUGGGACAGCUCUCCGCAAGUAUUUCAAACACGAUCAGCAUGCGAAAGUUGCUACAUUUAUGACUCCAUUUGUCGUCAUCGGGCUGGUAUUUGGCAUGUUCAGUCACAUCCAUUUUAUAUUUGCCCUACUGUGCUCCAGUGUUUUGAUACUAGCGACGAAUAAAUGCCUGAAUAUGUUUGUGCUCCCAUCCCUGAUCAGCCAAAACAGCUCCAUUCACAAUAUGACUUUACUUAAGUCGCCUCUGAUGGCUGGCGUAUUCUAUGGGAGUUUACUUUGGGUCUCGAUAGUUUUCCUACUUGUUCUGUUUCCAACAGUUAUUUUCGAAGAACCCAUGUUGUCGAUCCUAUUCGUCGCUGUACUAGGCUGUGUACACCUCCUAUUUUUCCAACUGGUGUACUCGGACCCUGGUGUCCUUGAACCAGAGACCGACUUCAACGAAAUACGCAACAAGAUUAGCGAACUGCUGAAAAUCGGUAAAUUUGAUACCAAAAAUUUUUGCAUUGAGACGUGGCAAAGAAAGCCAUUGAGGUGCAAAUUCUCGUCGUUCCAUAGCAGAUUAGUGCUCCGCUUUGACCACUACUGUCCCUGGGUAUACAAUGACGUCGGGCUCUUGAACCAUAAAAAAUUCAUGUACUAUGUCAUGUCUGUUGGUCUCGGAAUUGUAUGCUUUGUGAAAUUGUCCAUGGAGUUCUUCGACGCUUUCGACGACGACGACGACGUGGCAUGUGGGUUCCUCGGGGACGACGAACUCUGUGCAGGGUUCACUUACAGCAAGUUCACGUUCCUGAUAAUGGUGUGGGCGGUUUUGCAAUUGUGUUGGGUUAGCAUACUGCUUGUGAUGCAAUGGAUUCAAAUAGCGAAAGGUAUCACCAAUUACGAGUUCGACCUAGCUUUGCAACAACGGAAGAGAAAGUCCUCACAGCAGCAGCAGAUAAACGAGCACUUCAACACUGCACCCGACGAACUCGUGGACGACGGCAGUUCCGCCGGCACUGCCCGUGCAGAGUCGCUUGCGAACGCUGAGACGACUUUCGACGGCGUCUCGGAGGGCAACGGGAGGGCAGGUACUUGCCUCAAGAUGAUUGGAGUCCCGCAAUGCGUGACUUUAGUGGGCGAGCUUCUCGGGAAAACUCAAUCGAACAGCGCGGGGGCGGAACCGCGCCGGGGCAGCAGCCUACACAUAGCGACAGACUACGGUGUUUCCCGCAACAUACAGGACUUUUGGCUGACCAGCGACACUGGGGCUCCACUGUGGCAGAGACUGCUGUACUCGACCAGCAGCUCCUCGAGCAGAGCGCUCCUGAACGGCGAGGAGGUCGUAUACAGCACGCUCUACGAGCUGCCGGCAAGACAGGGAGACAAUGGAUACUCUGUAUAA